Molecule: messenger RNA, 2426 nt
Organism: Alosa alosa (allis shad)
Lineage: Eukaryota; Metazoa; Chordata; Actinopteri; Clupeiformes; Clupeidae
Gene: pyroxd2
Product: pyridine nucleotide-disulphide oxidoreductase domain 2
Exons: 16
Coding region: 44-1780 (578 amino acids)
Molecular function (GO): oxidoreductase activity
Source: RefSeq, a predicted model, not a curated record
GAAUCCAAACUCCGCACUGAGCAAACUUACGUCAAACUUCGUCAUGGCUGCUCGGGUCUGUUUAGGACACGGCCAGCGCGCGGUGGCUGGACUGGGGACAGUGACCCGCGCGACCCACAGCUCUGCGCCUCGUGCCGAGUAUGACGCGGUGAUCAUCGGCGGAGGACACAAUGGACUUGUGGCUUCUGCGUACCUGCAGAAGGGCGGUCUGAAGACAGCGGUUCUGGAGCGAAGACAUGUGCUGGGUGGAGCCGCCGUAACUGAGGAGCUUUUCCCCGGAUUCCACUUCUCCAGAGCCUCAUACCUGCUUAGUCUAUUAAGGCCACACAUCUACCAGGACCUGGAGUUAAAGAAGCAUGGGUUGCGGGUGUUCAUGCGUGACCCCCACGCCUUCACGCCUAUGCUGGAGGAGGGGGUGGACGGGCGACCCCCCCGCUCUCUUCUGCUGGGUGCGGACGUCACCAAGAACCAGGAAGAGAUCUCCAAGUUCAGCAAGAAGGAUGCUCAGGAGUACCUGUCCUUCCUGCAGCACCUGGAGAAGUUGGCGUGUGCAGUGCACCCCCUGCUGGAUGCGCCACCGGUGGACGUGCCCCGGGUCACCGAGGGGUCACUAUGGAGACGCCUGGCCGCCCUCCAGUCUCUACGGCCGCUCAUACGCAGCGGGCUGAAACUGGGGAAGAACAUUCCAGACUUCUAUGAACUUGUUACUGCCCCCAUAAUGAAGGUGCUGAACCGCUGGUUUGAGUCAGAGCCCUUGCGAGCGACGUUAGCCACAGACUCUGUGAUAGGAGCCAUGACGAGCCCUAGCACACCAGGCAGCGGGUAUGUGCUGCUGCAUCAUGUGAUGGGGGAGCUAGAAAGGGAGAAGGGGGCGUGGGGUUAUGUGGAGGGGGGCAUGGGGGGCGUGUCCAAAGCCAUCGCUAACUCUGCCCGUGCCUUGGGAGCCGACAUCUUCACUGAGCAGAGUGUUGAUAAGGUUCUAGUGGGAUCCGAUGGUCGAGCCCAGGGUGUGGUUCUGCAGAACGGAACUGAGGUCCGCAGUAAAGUGGUUCUGUCCAAUGCUACGCCGUACGUCACCUUCACACAGCUCACACCACAGGAGUCUCUACCUUCAGAGUUUCUCAAAGCUAUAAAUCAGAUUGACUACACCUCCCCCGUCACCAAAAUCAAUGUGGCUGUUGACCGACUACCAAACUUCCUGGCGGCGCCGAACGUAGCGGAAGGAGUGGCAGGCCCGCAUCACCAGUGCUCCAUCCACCUCAACUGUGAGAGCGUGGAGGUGCUGGAGGAAGCCUACAGGGAGUGUCAGCAGGGACGCCCUUCAUCAAGGCCCAUGCUGGAAAUGACCAUCCCCUCGGUGCUGGACAGCUCCCUGGCGCCCCCUGGCUGCCAUGUGGUGUCGUUCUUCACCCAGUUCACCCCCUUCACCCUGGAGGGCGGACGUCCCUGGAGCGAGCAGGACAAACAGGACUACGCCAACAACGUGUUUGACUGGGUGGAGAAGUACGCCCCAGGCUUCAAGAGCUCCAUCGUAGGGACGGAUAUUCUGACACCCCCAGACCUGGAGAGAGUGUUCGGGCUGACAGGGGGGAACAUCUUCCAUGGUGCCAUGUCAUUGGACCAGCUUUAUCUGGCCCGACCUUUGCCCUCCAUGGCCGACUACCGCUCUCCGAUCAGAGGCCUGUAUCUGUGUGGCAGCGGCAACCACCCAGGUGGAGGUGUGAUGGGAUCAGCUGGAUGGAACUCUGCCCUAACUGUCCUCGCUGACAUGCGAGGCUGAGACACUCCGAAAAACACACGCACGCACACGCACGCACGCACACACACACACACACACACAAACAAUCUGAAACGUGUGUAUGUGUGCUCAUGACACUUACAAAAGAAACAGAAGUCUGGUCAGAGUAUAGCAGAGAUGUGAACACACACACACACACACACACACACACACGGCCGCAUUCUCAACACCCCAUAGUGCAGAUAGCGUUAAAAGUGUGAACAAAAUGUCUGUAAAUCUGUCUCUAUCUCUUGUGCGCUCAAAUACACGCACGCACGCACACACACACACACACACACACCUUAUAUGAUUGCGUCCCCUCCACUGCACAGCCUCUUUGCUUGUUAAUGAAACUGUGACCUACAAUCCAAAAGUCUCUCUUUUACUCUCUGACACACACACACACACACACACACACAGAGAACAUCACUACCCUCCCAGCAUUCAAGAGCCAAUGUGCCUGUUUGUAAAGGUUUCUGUAAACACACACACACACACACACACAAAAACCCACAAACCCGCAUGCAGUCAGUACAUCCCUGCUGUGAGUGUGUGAAUCAGUUCCAGUAAAUGAAGAGGCUGUGGUUGUCAUUCUAGGAACAGCCGUUUGUUAUUUUGUGAAGGAAUUAAAAGAAAUCCUGCAAUCUGA